Messenger RNA from Cannabis sativa, 2254 nucleotides. Its product is annotated as pentatricopeptide repeat-containing protein At4g21170. The transcript is spliced from 2 exons. The coding region runs from base 427 to 2133 and encodes 568 amino acids. Lineage: Eukaryota; Viridiplantae; Streptophyta; Magnoliopsida; Rosales; Cannabaceae. Gene Ontology annotation, molecular function: protein binding. The record is from RefSeq and is a predicted model, not a curated record.
UCGGCGGUGGAGCCCCUCGAACCAAGAUAGCUCAUUGUCUAACCGAAGGGCAUGUUUUGCCAAACCAUGAGCUGCGGAAAACAAAACGCAAGCCACAUAGGACAAAACUACCUCCGGAAAUAUAGACAAUAAAGCUAUAACGUAUUUGAACAAUACCCCAUCACCUUGAAAAACACCUUCCCUUUAUUAAUAGUUUUGUGUGUAUUUUAAAUGCACGUAUGAUUACACUUUUCUUUAUCACCAUCAUAACUUUGGUCCCUUACAUUACAACCUCUCUAGUCUCUACCCUGCCACCACCACCACCCAUCUCCUCUGGUUUCGAUCAUCUUUGCCGGCUUUAUAUAUCUUGGGCUUGUAUAGUCUGUGCUGCAGUGUUAGUCUAUGUUCUCUUAAUUCCUUAGCCACACGCACUGAGUGAACACACCCAUGCUCCAUGAGAAGGCUCACCGAUUUUCUCAGCAACUUUCAUUAUCUUCAGCAGCUUCCCAAUGCUGGAGAACCCAAGUUCAGAGAAACCAACUAGCUUCCAAAGUCUCAUCUAUUCUUCUACAGAGACACAACUGGGUUCAACUCCUCCAAAACCUCAAACUCACCCCAUCACUUUUCCUCCAAAUUCUACACAGGACUCAGAACAACCCACAAAUAUCGUUGGAUUUCUUUGAUUGGGCCAAAUCUCAUCUUGGGUUCGAACCAGACCUCAAAUCCCAAUGUCAUAUCAUCCAAAUCUCACUUGGGUCUGGCUUUUCUCAAUCUGUGAAGCCCCUUUUGGAUUCUCUGGUUCAUAGCUACCCUGCACCAGUUCUUGUAGAGCACUUGACUCUGUCAUGUAAAGGUAGAAAUUCUCUGUUCCAAUCUUUGAGCUUUGUACUUGAAACUUAUGGACGGAAGGGUUUGUUUAGAGAAGGUUUAGAAGUUUAUGACAAAAUGAGAGUUCAUGGUUAUACCCCUUCAAUUAGUGUCUGCAAUGCUCUUCUUGAUGCUAUUCAACGAGGGAAUGAGAUUAGACUGGCUUGGUCAUUUUAUGGUGCCAUUCUUCGAAAUGGGGUCUCUCCAAAUCUAUUUACAUGGUCCCUAGUAGCCCGAAUUUUUGGUAAAAAUGGGGAGCAUGAAAGAAUCUCUAGAAUUAUAGAAUUGGGUGUUUAUAGUUCUGAAAUAUAUAACACUCUUGUUGAUUGUCUUAGCAAAAGUGGGAACUUUGAAGCUUCAUUUGAUUGCUUAAGUGAGAUGCAUGACAGGAAAAUCAACCCUGGUUUUAGUACUUUGAGCUUGAUUCUAGAUGGGGCUUGUAAACAUGAAAAUUCUCAAGCGAUUGCUAGAAUAAUAAGUAUUAUGGUUGAAAAAGAACUCAUUUCUAUGAGUCCUUUAUGUGAAUAUGAUAAGUUGAUACAAAAGCUUUGUGGCUUGAACCGAACAUAUGCUGCUGAGAUGAUUUUUAGGAAAGCUUUUAAUGAAAAUAUUGGAUUGCAGGAAGCUACUUACGGCUACAUGCUAAGGGUAUUGUCUAAAGAAGAGAGAACAGAUAUAGCAAUUUGGGUAUACAAACUGAUUUCUGAAAAGGGUGUUGUAUUGAAUGAGGCUACCUAUAAUGCAUUUGGUGGUGUUCUUCUCAGGAAAGAGCAAUCUGAGGAGGUAUGUGAGUUGUUAAUGAAACUUAUAAGAAGAGGAUUUAGUCCUUGCUCUUCAGAUUUGUCUGGAUUCUUGGCGAUUUUAUGUAGAAAAGGCAGAUGGAGAGAAGCAGAGGAGAUGUUGAAUGUGAUAUUGGACAAAGAACUUUUACCAGAUUCAUUAUCUUGUUGCUCAUUGGUGGAGCAUUACUGUUUUAGCAAACAGAUAGAGUCAGCUAUCAAAUUGCAUGAUAAGAUGGAAAAAUUGAACCUUAGUUUGGAUGUAACCACAUACAAUGUACUUCUUAAUGGUUUGGUUGUGUUAAGGAGAAUGGAAGAAGCAGUUAGAGUGUUUGAUUACAUGAGAAGACACCAAAAGCUAAGUAGUGCCAGUUUUACAGUCAUGAUUCAGGGACUUUCUCGUUUAAAUGAACUUAAGAAAGCCAUGAAACUUCAUGAUGAGAUGUUGAAGAUGGGACUUAAGCCAGAUGAAGCAACAUAUAAGAGUUUGAUUUUGGUGUUUAAGUAAAAUACAUUUUUGUAAUAGAUUGGGGUGCGAUUUUUGUAUUCAGUCUUUGUCACAUGUAGUGAUUUUUGUCAAUGGAAAUGUAGUGGAAACAAAAGGAAAGGCGCUCCAUGAAAUUAGCACU